Messenger RNA from Eutrema salsugineum, 1188 nucleotides. Its product is annotated as LOB domain-containing protein 41. Gene Ontology annotation, biological process: regulation of gene expression. The transcript is spliced from 2 exons. Bases 157 to 963 code for a protein of 268 amino acids. The record is from RefSeq and is a predicted model, not a curated record. NCBI's taxonomy places the organism in Eukaryota, Viridiplantae, Streptophyta, Magnoliopsida, Brassicales, Brassicaceae.
AACCCAGGGGCUUCUUCUCAACGCACUCAAUCCCUCUAAGCUAUACCAUCCUUCUUAUAUAAUUUGCGAAUCUCCAUCUCCGUAGCCACUUCCUACAAAAGCUCCCAAAAUACAAAACGGAAACAAAACAUCUGAAUCUAGCGCCAGACAAAAACGAUGCGAAUGAGCUGUAAUGGAUGCAGAGUCCUGCGAAAAGGGUGUAGUGAGGAUUGUAGCAUAAGACCGUGUUUGGCUUGGAUCAAAACGCCCGAAGCGCAAGCAAACGCAACCGUGUUUCUCGCCAAGUUCUAUGGCCGUGCUGGACUCAUGAACCUCAUCAACGCCGGUCCCGAUCAUCUUCGUCCUGGGAUUUUCCGAUCGUUGUUGCACGAAGCUUGUGGGAGGAUUGUGAAUCCGAUCUAUGGUUCAGUGGGUUUGUUAUGGUCGGGAAAUUGGCAGCUUUGUCAAGCCGCCGUGGAGGCGGUGAUGAAAGGUGAACCGAUCACAGAGAUUGCCACAGAUGCGGCGACCAACGGCCAGGGUCCGCCGCUGAAGAUGUACGAUAUCCGACAUAAUUCUAAAGAUGAGAACUCCGCCGCUGCUGCAGCAGCUACGGGUUCAACCGAUCUGAAACGGGCGAAAACUCGCCGGACUAAGCGAGUCGCUGCCCUCGCUAAACGGGCAGAAUCGGAGGGGAAAUCCGGCGGCGAAGAGGCAAGUCACGAGUCGUCGUUGAGUCACCAGUCUGAAAUUGUGGCUGCUUAUGAAGGAGAGAGCAAAGAAUCGGAAAGCAAUGUCUCGGAGGUCAUGACAUUGUCGCCGCCGGCUGUGCAGGGCUCCGCCGGGGAGAUUAAGCUUGACCUAACUUUAGGGCUCGAGCCGGUGUCACGUGCGUAUCACGUGGUACCUGUUAAGAAGAGAAAGAUUGGCGUGUUUGGCACGUGUCAGGAGGAGAGCCCGUGUAAGACUGAGCUUAUGCUCUAAGCUGAAGCUCCAUUAUACUAGAAGUUUUGCCCGCAUCGGCUCCAUUCGUUUCGGUUUUAUGCCAUUGAGCCAAGCCGCAUCAUUUAACCGAGCCGAUAACUUUUAUUUUAUUUUUUUCUCUCUAUUUACCGUCUAUAGAUUUGCUUGCACUUACCCUGGUGAUCAGUUAAAGCAUGUACAAACUUAUUUACAGAGAUAAUUUCAAGAUUGGAUAAGAGUUCAUUA